Molecule: messenger RNA, 933 nt
Organism: Schistosoma spindalis
Lineage: Eukaryota; Metazoa; Platyhelminthes; Trematoda; Strigeidida; Schistosomatidae
Source: the annotation of a GenBank genome assembly
AUGUGGCAGGAAGCACGCAAGCAAGAGAAACAUAUCAAGACAUUGAUGGUUGAUUAUAAGAGGAGAGCAGAGCGGAGGAGAGAUUAUUAUGAGCGCAUUAAACAAGACCCAAUCAAAUUUCUUCGCUUGUUUGGUAGAUCUUCGAAGCUUCAUCUGGAUUCCGAAGUGACGAAGGCUGCUGAAAACCCUAAUAACAUGAUGCCCUGGAUUGGAGACCCAUCUAUUAUGAUCGAUCGCUUUGAUGUACGGGCUAGCUUGGAACACUAUGACACUGGAGUAGCUGAUGAUGUCAAACUUUCGUCGACAGAAAGAAUCGAAGCCAGACUAUGUAACUACGAACGUUAUCGGUGCCUUAUUCACAAUGAAUAUGCAUCAGUCACCGAAGCAAUGGCUUUGAAACAAAUCGAAAUGGAUGAAAAGUAUGGUGAUAUGGAAAAACGACGUAAAGAAGAGGAAGAGGCUACUGUCAAAAAAGCUCAAGAAUCGAAAGCUGCUAUUGGAUUUGUUUAUGAAGAUAGUACAUGUUUUUCUGAACCUACCGUAAUCAAUACCCAACCUUCUACAUCUCAAGAUAAUAGUGAUACCGAUGAUGAAGCAGAUAGUGAUAUGGAUAUUGAUGUCGAAUUGGAUGCCAGCGCUUUAACAGCAGAGGCUCGUCGUCAAUUAGCCAAAUCAGCUGCUACAUUUGGUUUGCAUCCAUCCGAUUUUUUGCGCCUUUUGGAUGCUGACCAACAAUUGGAGGUUGAAUUACGGUUAGCCAAAGCUUUAGAAGAGGAGAAAUUGCAGUUAUCUGGUCGUAAAUCUAGACGUUCUAGACGUUUAUUAAGAGAACGUCGAGCUCAGGAGAAAUUCCCCCGGUUACUGACCACAAAGUGCGAUUGGUCUUUUAAAUGGACAACCGAUAUCCAGAAGAACUGUCUACUUAUCUGCUAG